This is a messenger RNA of Ostrea edulis (European flat oyster), 2722 nucleotides long. RefSeq lists its product as uncharacterized. NCBI's taxonomy places the organism in Eukaryota, Metazoa, Mollusca, Bivalvia, Ostreida, Ostreidae. Bases 542 to 2686 code for a protein of 714 amino acids. The transcript has 14 exons. The record is from RefSeq and is a predicted model, not a curated record.
CAUAUCAUCAACAUAAUUAUACAUGUGACAAAGUGAAAGUAAUCUGCAUUUCAUUCCCACUGAGCCAACACAAAUUUACAAAUUACAUGCACUAAUUUUGUAGCUUAUUUCGAAAUAUCCAAAAUGUUAUUUUUGAAAACUACACGUACUUAAAUGCAUAAUGCAUUUCAUUUACAUAACAGUUAUAUUAAUUGAUUAAUUUAUUGCUGUCUAAGAAUUAAUUACGGGGAUAUAUCCGAUUUGUUUGAAUUAUGCAGUUCUUACGAAAACGUUGUGAACAUUCUAGAAAAGGUUUUUCAAGAACUAAAAUGCAUAUACUCACACGGGAAAACAGUGUUCACUUUUGCUAUUUUAUACUUCUAUCAGAAAUCACGACAACCAAGCUUUUCCAACAGAAUGCCGCUUUUUAUAUAUGCUAUUGCGACAUGGAUACACAUCGAACUGUAUUCGAUUUCAUUUCAAAAAGUAUCAGUUUUCAAACUAAGUAGAGAAUUGCAUUGGUAAGAUACUAUAAAUACGUUGAAAUUUUAUGUAGUAGGAAAUGACCUUUAAUACCAUGAAGUCUAUCAUCCUACUGUGUUUAUGUGUUGUCCUACCGGACAGAUCCAACACGGACAAAGUCCAUCCAACAAUCCACAAAAAGCUGCAACAUCAACUAAAGAACGUUUCGUGGUCUUGGAAACUCACAGGAUCGAACAUUGAAAACAAACACCCGGUUUCCUUCAAUGUCAAAGUUGUAUCCACCUAUAAAGUCACUGGGAUGUUCAAAAACCUCAAGUACCGGGACUGCGCAACCAUACUGAAGAAGAGACCAAAUACAAGAAAGGAGGACGGAGUGUAUUGGAUUUACCCAGACCUCAAAACAAAGAAACAAGUGUACUGUGACAUGACAACAGAAGGAGGCGGAUGGACGGUUUUACACAAAAGACUAGAUGGGUCGACAGAUUUUUACAGAGACUGGAAAGCGUACAAAACUGGAUUUGGUAAUGCCAAUCACAAUUAUUGGAUAGGAAACGACGUUCUACAUUUGCUGACCAAGUCCGGAAACCACGUCCUUCGUGUGGACCUUCAGAAAUUUAACGGUCAGAAGGCGUACGCUAAAUACUCCAAGUUCUUUGUUGGUGACGAAAGCAGCAAGUACAGACUGACUGUAUCUGGAUACAGGGGCACGGCAGGGGACAGCUUCAGCAACCACAAUGGAAUGAAAUUUUCAACAAAAGAUCAAGACAACGACAAAUAUAGUGGAAGUUGUGCGACGCUUUAUAAAGCAGCGUGGUGGUAUAACCAAUGUUAUAAUUCCAACCUGAAUGGACAGUAUGCUAACUCCGCCGUGGUCAGUGACAAGUACCUUAACUGGUAUUUCUGGGGGAAUAAAUACGAAGCAUUGAGACGAACAUCCAUGAUGAUCCGGCCAUGCUUAAGAAAAAACAUGCCAAAAGAAAAAUCAACGAGGGCGAAAAAGAAGAAGGGAGGUGAAGUUAUGACAAAGGGGCGGACAAAUAAAAAUGUGGAAGGACCAGUUGAAUUUCAAGAGCAGACGACAAUGGAGACAUCAACAAAUAAUGGAUUUGAGGGAGAAAUGGAUGUAUCACCCAGAGAUGAACCAUCGGGAUUCCGCAUGGAGAAUUCCAGGGAAACCAUUCGAGGUACACAGGGCAUAGAUAUACCAAAUAUGGUCAACAGUUACAACAAUGUCAUUGGACUUAAUGUUUCACAAGAAAUUAAAAACAAAAUAAGGAUUGCAUUGGCGAGGUAUUAUAAAUAUUUUGGAAUUUUUAAUCUUAGCAAAGCAGUCUAUGACACCAUGAAGUAUACCGUACUAUUGUGUUUCUGUAUUCUUCUACUGGGAAAAUCAAAGACGGACACGGUGCAUCCAACGAUUCAGAAGAAUUUACAACAGAAACUGAAGAACACUCAGUGGUUGUGGAGACUCGCGGGAUCCCACAUUAAGAGUCUCCACCCCGUCUCCUUCAAUGUAAAAGUUGUUUCCACUUACAAUGUUACUGCUCGGAUGUUUGAAAAGAAAUAUCUAAAAUUCAAGUACAGAGACUGUGCAGCCAUAUUGAAGAAGAAUCCCUAUAGAAAGAAUCUGAACGGAGUGUAUACGAUUUAUCCGGAUCUUAAAACAAAGAAGCACGUGUAUUGUGACAUGACAACAGAAGGGGGCGGAUGGACGGUCAUCCAGAAAAGAUUAGAUGGGUCGACGGAUUUCUACAGGGACUGGAGAGCUUACAAAUCUGGAUUUGGAGAUCCCAGGAGAAAUUAUUGGAUAGGACACGACGUCCUACACUUGCUGACAAAGUCAGGUAACCAAGUCCUCCGUGUUGACCUUCAGAAAUUUAGCGGUCAGAAGGCGUACGCCAAGUAUUCCAGGUUCUCUGUUGGUGACGAAAGCAGCCAAUACAGACUGACUGUGUCAGGAUACAGCGGCACGGCAGGGGACAGCCUAGCCUAUCACAACGGGAUGAAAUAUUCUACCAAAGAUCACGAAAAUGACAAUGAUGUAACACACUGUGCCAGGUAUUACAAAGCAGCAUGGUGGUAUAACAAAUGUUAUCAUUCCAACCUGAAUGGACAGUAUGCAAACUCCGCGAUAAUCAGUACCAAGUACAUUGCCUGGUAUCAAUGGGGAAAGAAGUUCGAAGCACUGAAAAGAGCAUCCAUGAUGAUUCGACCUCGACAAUAAAUACAGAUAGUCAAUAAAGCUAUAUACAUGAAUGUA